Messenger RNA from Glycine soja, 2438 nucleotides. Its product is annotated as protein KINESIN LIGHT CHAIN-RELATED 3-like. The transcript has 2 exons. Lineage: Eukaryota; Viridiplantae; Streptophyta; Magnoliopsida; Fabales; Fabaceae. The coding region runs from base 20 to 2212 and encodes 730 amino acids. Gene Ontology annotation, molecular function: protein binding. The record is from RefSeq and is a predicted model, not a curated record.
GGUUCUUAGGGAAUCAAAUAUGCCAGAGAUCGUUACAAAUGGAGUUAAUGAUGAAAGAAGAGUAAAUGAAAUGAAUGAGAUUGGGAACAUUUCACCCUUGAGGGAAACCCCAAGUCCAAUCAAGAACCUGAGGAGUUCCUUGAGUCCACAAAGAAGACAAAGUGUUGGUCCAAAUUUUCCUGUUAAUAGGGUGAUUGACACUUCCUCAAUUGAUAGGCUUCAUGGAAAUGUUUGUGACAAGCAAAGUUCUAGUCAAUCACCCUCAAGACAAAGUUUUGGAUCCGAUGGCAAUGAGUCAAAAACCGAUUCAGAAUUGCACAAUCUAGUGAAAGAGGGAGUAAAGAAAAAGACAAAAGGGGAUUCUAGAAGUGAAGCAUCUUCCAAAAUGGGCAGUUUGUCAAAUGAUAAGAAGUUGGAUAGGAUUCGGCCAGCAACUGCAAGUGGUGUUGUUUCACAAAAACUAAAGAAAGCAUCACAAUCACAGUUGGCCCUUGAAUUUCCAUCAAGAUCAAGACCAAAGGGAAAAAGCCCUCCUCCAAAACCUCCUGUUGAUAGGAAGAAUGAUAAUAACCCUUUGGGGAAACAAAAUACAAGAGUUAUCCGCGUGAAAAAAACUGUUGGUGGAAGAUCACUGUCACAAAGUCACAUUGAGAAUUUCACUGGAUCAGCAUUGGAUAGGCCUGAUCUGGGACUAGCUUUACUAAACCAAGCAAGGAACAUGAUUUCAUCGGGAGAUAAUCCGAUGAAAGCUCUUGAAUUAUCUCUUCAAGCAAUGAAAUUGUUUGAGAGAGCUGCUGCUUAUGGGAAACCAAGUUUGGAUUUGGCCAUGUGUUUACAUGUUACUGCAGCAAUAUAUUGCAGUUUGGGACAUUUCAGUGAAGCGAUUCCAAUUAUAGAGCGCUCAAUUGAGAUUCCCACUAUUGAGGAAGACCACCAACACGCCAUUGCUAAAUUUGCCGGUCACAUGCAUCUAGGAGACAUAUAUGCCAUGUUAGGCCAUCUUGAGAAAUCAAUUAAGUGCUACACUGAAGGGUUGAAAGUACAAAGGAAGGCUUUGGGAGAAACAGAUCCAAAAGUUGGUGAAACUUGCCGGUAUGUGGCUGAGGCUAACUUUCAAGCAUUGCAAUUUGAUGAAGCAGAGAGGCUGUGCCAAAUUGCCCUUGACAUUCAUAGAGCAAAUGGUUCACCCUCAUCUCUUGAAGAGGCAGCUGAUAGGAGGCUAAUGGGACUUAUAUGUGAAGCAAAUGGAAAACAUGAAGCAGCCUUGGAGCAUCUUGUUUUGGCCAGCAUGGCAAUGGUAGCAAAUGGCCAACAUGUGGAAGUAGCAUCUGUUGAUUGCAACAUUGGAGACACAUACUUAUCCUUGGCUAGAUAUGAUGAGGCCAUCUUUGCAUAUCAGAGAGCAUUGGCAGUUUACAGGACUCACAAAGGUGAGAAUCAUCCUUCUGUGGGAUCAGUCUUUGUACGCCUUGCUGACUUGUAUUGCAGGACAUGGAAGAUAAGGGAAUCAAAAUCAUAUUGUGAGAGUGCACUUAAAAUCUAUGAGAAUCCCAUGCCUGGGGUCCCUCCAGAGGAGGUUGCUAGUGGUUUUAUGAAUGUCUCAGCCAUUUAUGAGUCAAUGAAUGAGCUAGAACAGGCACUUAAGUUACUUCACAAGGCACUAGAGAUACUUAAUGAAGCCUCUGGUCAGCAAAACACAAUAGCUGGUAUUGAAGCUCAGAUGGGAGUCAUGUACUACGUGUUGGAGAACUACACUGAAUCUUACAAUACUUUCAAGAAUGCUGUGUCGAAGCUUCGUGCUACUGGGGAGAAGAAAUCUGCAUUCUUUGGUACUGUUCUUAAUCAAAUGGGACUUGCUUGUGUGCAGCUUCAUGCCUUAGAUGAGGCUGUCGAAUUAUUUGAAGAAGCGAGGGUCAUUCUGGAACAAGAGAAUGGACCUUAUCACCCUGAAACACUUGGAGUAUAUGGCAAUCUUGCUGGCACGUAUGAUGCAAUUGGAAGGUUGGAUGAAGCAAUUGAAAUUCUUGAAAACAUUGUGGUAAUGAGGGAGGAAAAGCUUGGGACAGCAAAUCCUGAUGUUGUUGAUGAGAAGAGAAGGUUGGACGAGUUGUUGAAGGAAACAGGCAGAGUUCGGAACAGAAAAACCAAGUCACUCGAGAUCCUUUUUGACGCCAAUCCUCGUACUAUAAAAAACCUUGUCGUUGAGGCCUGAUCAUGAUGAUAUUGCUAGCUAGCUAGGACUGAUGAAAAGCUCUUAUGUUUUUACGGGAAUUCUAGAAAUGGAACAAUGAGCAUAUAUAGAACAAGUCGUGACGGUGGUAGUUUAUGUCGGUAAAAUCUAAUGGAAUGAAUGAAGAGUUCGAUAUUUUAUGCUAAAUUAUUGCCCAAAGCUAUAUUCUUUGUAGAUACAAUGUAAUUAUUCACCGUUUUUGGAUAUG